CUACAGACAACCAUAAAGUGGUGAAAGUGAUGCUGAAAGGGUAUGGAAAAAAAUCCACGAAAACCCCCGUUUGGGAAGCUGAUUAAUAACAGAGGGAAGUCCCAGAAUAAAUGGAGAACUGAUGAAUCGAAAAAGUUUGAAAUUGACAAUAUCGAACUGGAGAAACUUAAGGAAAGAAAAGAACGGUUUGCAAAGACUAAAUCUACUGGAUAUGGAUUCAUUAGUAGAGGGGAGGAUAAUAGGUUACAAGUAAAUGAAGGGGAAAGAAUAUUAUUUUUUGAAGAGAUCAAGAUUGACUUUGUACACUAUUGUAAUGGUCCAAACCUUCCAGAAUAUAUGAGAACCUUAAUUUCACAACGAGAGAUGGUUAUAUCUAGUGAUAGUAGCAAUGAUCUGAGCCUGUCAAAUCUGAAAACUAGAUGUGAUCCAACAAUCGAUUCAAUUCUUACUUCUCUCAGGAAACUUAGAGAAGCUCUAUUAUUUGCACCACCUAAUGAAUUUUCCAAAUCAGUGUUCUUAUUUUCCAUUCGUAUAGCUGUAGCUGCGGGAAAGUAUCAAACAUAUGUUCCAAGUAUAAUAUAUUUACUAGAGAGAGGAAUAUAUUUGCUUGAUAACCUGGAAAAAGAAGAGAUAGUAACUCUACUUACUUUACAUCUUUCACAUUUCAAUGGAGAAAACAAUCGUGGAAUCGAGGUAUACUAUAAAUAUAAAUUAAACGAUCCAGAGUUAUUGAAAACUCUUAAAUCAUGGGCAACUGGGAAUCACCAUGAAUGGAUACGACAAUACAAUGCUGAACUGGAUGGAUGUAGGAGUGCAUUGAUGGCAAUUGGUCUUCCACGUAUGAUUAAAAUUUUGAUACAAGAGUUUACUGCCACGUAUUUUACCAUUGAUAAGAAUCAUUUGGAAGAACUCUUCCUACCAAUUGGUACCAAAUAUAGAGACUUAAAUAGAUAUGGUUGUACUUGGAAAGAAGAAAACAAUGUUGUUACCAUUAGGGAUAGAACAAGAAAGAAAUAGGAAGAACAAAAUAGCAAAAAUAUAUAAAUAAAAAUAAAUAUAAGGUC
Messenger RNA from [Candida] anglica, 1064 nucleotides. Lineage: Eukaryota; Fungi; Ascomycota; Pichiomycetes; Serinales; Debaryomycetaceae. The record is from the annotation of a GenBank genome assembly.